AUGACGAAAUACGAGCCAGAGUUGUCACUCUACGCGCUGACUGCUUUGUCUCCGCUGGUGACCGGCGUGGACACCGAAUCCCUGCUGAGCUUCCUGCGGCACCAGCUGUCCAGCGAGAUCCGUGCUGGUACGCUGGACUUGGACGACCCGAAACUCGCGGAUCAGCUGGCCGACCGCGUCUACUCCAUGCGGUGGAUCGGACCGGCGCCGAGUUGGGUGCGGAACGUCACUUUACGGGAAGCAUACUUCAUGAGGUUUUACGAAGGCAAGGCGGCACCUGUUGGGUCCGCGGAUACGUCGCAGGCCAUGUUCGCCUGGAUGCAAGAGAAGGCAGUGAGCGAACACCUGGCGACGAAUGGCCCGCACCUAACCACCGGUGACCAGCCUUGGCUGCCAGGUCUACUCUCGACACGCUCCAUACUUGCGCUGCGCGAAGGAGAGGCCACCGACAUCGAUGGCGUGCCUCGGCCUGGAAGCUACACUCCAGAAAAGCGCGACGAUAGGCUGCUUAAACGAAACACUACGCAGGUGCCCCCGGCCGCAUUGGACUUACUGUGGGGCACGCAUCCGUCGACAGCCAUGCUACAGGUGGCACGUAUCGGCGUGCGUGCCUUCAAGACAGUGCUGGAGCACCUGUUCAACAUGCAGCAGCGGCAGCACACUGACGCCACGGGGCCGCACGUGCUCGACAACUGCACCCCGUGGGACGCGGCCCCGCGCCAGCUGGACAUGGCUCUCGAGUCAAUGGCGCUGUCUCUGGCACUGCCGUGCUUAUCUGGCAUGGCCGGGAGCCCCGGAGCUAGUGCUGCCGACGCUGCAGCAUCUGGAGCCCGAGCAGCUUUUCUACGUCUUCUACGCGCUCAACCAGUGCGAGGUCAAUGGGCCGGACGUAGAGCAGACCCUCGCUUCCAGAAGCAAGGCUUUACCACGCUGAACGUCAUGCAGCCGCGCGACGACGGGGCCCGACCCGGCCGUGCUGCCUGGGUCAACCGGGUGACGGCCAGGAACGAGGACUUCGCCAGGGCGUUCAGGUGUCUCACGCCGCUGAAGCCCCCGAACCCGUUUCGGGACUGUGGCCUGGUUCCCCCUCGGCCUCCCGAGGCACGGACGGUCCGCGCCUGA
This is a messenger RNA of Rhipicephalus microplus (southern cattle tick), 1122 nucleotides long. RefSeq lists its product as uncharacterized. Gene Ontology annotation, molecular function: metalloendopeptidase activity. Gene Ontology annotation, cellular component: plasma membrane. Gene Ontology annotation, biological process: protein processing. The record is from RefSeq and is a predicted model, not a curated record. NCBI's taxonomy places the organism in Eukaryota, Metazoa, Arthropoda, Arachnida, Ixodida, Ixodidae.